Messenger RNA from Humulus lupulus (European hop), 2126 nucleotides. RefSeq lists its product as uncharacterized. The record is from RefSeq and is a predicted model, not a curated record. Lineage: Eukaryota; Viridiplantae; Streptophyta; Magnoliopsida; Rosales; Cannabaceae. The coding region runs from base 261 to 1859 and encodes 532 amino acids. Gene Ontology annotation, molecular function: protein binding. The transcript has 7 exons.
CCCUUUGUCUCUUUCGACUUUUUUAUUUCCAUUCCAUUCCACUCCACACUCACUGCGCUCUCAAAGUGAAGGCUAAAAAGCCAGUGGUUUUGCCGAAACUCAAAAACCCCACCACAUUCACACUCAUUGAUACCAUCUCACCAUUCAUAUUCUCCCAACUUUGGCAAAAACCCAGACAGAGUUAGGGCUCCUUGUAAUGCCGGCAGCUUGAAUAUCGUCUUCCCCGGGUGUUUUUGGGGUUCAUUUUGAAGUUAUAAGUGAUGGGUCACUACGAGUUGGUUCUGGGUUUCACUCUUUUGGUUUUAUUUGGAGGUGUCUCCUCUGCCUCGACUAAUGUACCAGCUAAGAUCGUUACUGGGUUUGUGUCAAAUGCGUUGUCUAUGGCCAUGAAAUCUAUAUGGUCACUCAAAACAACAACAAAAACAGCGACUACUGGUCGUCCGUUGAUGAAGUUUGAGAGUGGAUAUAAUGUGGAGACAGUGUUCGAUGGAAGCAAGCUUGGGAUCGAGCCUUACUCUGUUGAAGUUUUACCAAACGGGGAGCUUUUGAUUCUAGACUCUGCCAAUAGUAACCUUUAUAGGAUCUCUUCUUCUCUUUCUCUUUAUAGCAGACCAAGGCUGGUAGCAGGAUCUGCUGAAGGGUACUCUGGACAUGUGGAUGGGAAGUCCAGAGAGGCCAAAAUGAAUCAUCCAAAGGGUCUUACAGUUGAUGACAGAGGCAACAUUUAUAUUGCAGACACUGCGAAUAUGGCAAUCAGGAAGCUUAGUGAUGCUGGUGUUACAACGAUUGCUGGUGGGAAAUGGGGUCGUGGUGGAGGUCAUGUUGAUGGACCAAGCGAAGAUGCAAAGUUCUCUGAUGAUUUUGAUGUGGUUUACAUUGGGAGCAGUUGCUCAUUACUUGUAAUAGACAGAGGAAAUCGAGCUAUCAGGGAGAUCCAGCUCCAUUUCGAUGACUGUGCAUAUCAAUAUGGAACUGGUUUUCCUCUUGGGAUUGCAAUGCUGCUUGGUGCUGGCUUCUUUGGUUACAUGUUGGCAUUACUGCAACGCCGUGUGGGUACAAUUGUCUCUUCACAGAAUGAUCUCGGCCCUGAGAAUACAAGCUUUACAGCAAGUGCAUAUCAGAAGCCUCCAAAAUCAGCCAGGCCACCUUUAAUCCCCACAGAAGAUGAGCCGGAGAAACAAGAAGAGGGGUUCUUUGGAUCCCUUGGAAGGCUUUUGGUUAACACUGGAACAUCAGGAAUGGAAAUUUUGGGUGCAGUCUUCCCUGGCUUUCGGAGAAAACCUUUGGACUAUCAAUAUCAAAAUCUACAACAGCAAAAGCAUUCAAAUACGUGGCCUGUACAAGAAAGUUUCAUCAUACCAGAUGAGGAUGAGCCUCCUUCCAUUGAAACAAGAACCCCUACCCCUAGGAAAACAUACGCUUUCAUGGCCAAGGAUGCUGAAAAGCUGCAGCAGUUGCGACAGAGCCGAGCCUUCUACAAUGGUUGGGAUGAUGACCUUCAGCAGCAGAAGCAGCAGCCGCAGCCGCAGCAGCUUCAGCAUCAGCAGCAGCCGCAGCAGCUUCAGCAUCAGCAGCAGCAGCAGCAGCUUCAGCAGCAGCAGCAGCUUCAGCAGCAGCUUCAGCAUCAGCAUCAGCUUCAGCAGCAGCAGCAUCAUAACAUGUAUCACUCAUCUGCUCCACAUACCUACUAUGAGCAACACGAGGAAAAAACCAACGAAGUUGUUUUUGGGGCAGUUCAGGAGCAUGACCGAAGGCGCCAAGCGGUGAUCAUUAAGCCAGUUGACUAUGGGGCUCCCAUGUAUGAUCAUCACAACAUUCGAUCUAGAAUCAAUUCCGUUGGCUACAACUACGGCAAAUGAAUGAUAUAUAUAUACGUAAUAGAAAUUAUUAGUUUUGACUUAUUUUGGAGCACAUAGUAUAAAAUCAAAAUUUAUGGUCUUAGCUCAUAUGUAGUAUUGAUCAUGGGUUCUCUGGAGAUGUAGAGGCCAUGUCUAUUGGGGGUGUGAGGUAUACUGAAUCUGGUCAAUGUAAUCAAGGCCGUUAUUCAAAUAUUGGUUCAGCACAUAACUGCUAUUAAAAAAAUUCUGGGCCGCCCUCUUGUUUGAAUGUAAUUUCUCUUCUCUGUU